Molecule: messenger RNA, 1147 nt
Organism: Armigeres subalbatus
Lineage: Eukaryota; Metazoa; Arthropoda; Insecta; Diptera; Culicidae
Exons: 2
Coding region: 73-624 (183 amino acids)
Molecular function (GO): zinc ion binding; nucleic acid binding
Source: RefSeq, a predicted model, not a curated record
CAUCGCCUCCUCACGGAGGAUAGUUCUAAAUUCACGCUUGAACAAGCGGAAAAAAUUAUCGCUACGUGGGAAAUGGCGGCAACUCACACCAGGGCUCUAUCGAACAAUGAUGACAUCGGAUUGGUAGCUUCCAUGAAUGAUCGUCACCCUCUAACUGGAGGAAGAGGCGCGUUAGUGCGGCGGAUGAAGGAGUUAGCCGAAGGUUUCCGUCGUCCGGUGAAGAGUCGACUUGGUGUGCGACCAGAAAUUCGCCCUGCUGAGGAGCGCCAUCAUUAUUCGCCGCGGCCUCGCUUCCCAUCGCAUACUGCACAGCGCCGGGAUCAGUCAGCUGGUCCGUCUCAUCAGCGAAACAGAGCGAAUGAUCAACAACGGGUAGAUCAGCGUAUUUGCGACUACUGUGGGCGCAGAGGUCACGUGCGGAGGAAGUGCUACAAGCUGAAGCAGGAAAAGAGAGGGACUGUGCAGCACAUCGACACCCUUGCAGCUGCAUCCAGUACUGGUAGCUUGGCUGAGCGAUUGACACGAUUGAGGUCCAUGGAUUGGGACUCGGAUGGUAAUGAUUCAGAUCAUGGUUGGAAACGAGGCGACAACCACCGUCCAUCCCACUCAAAUCAGAGUCGCUAAGGAUGGACGCGGCACAUCGGGCGUGCCAAGGCGAGCGAUGCGUGUUGUCGAGGAUGGUUGGCCGUUACCGACUGACGAUGACACUCCUGGUUCUGGUCGGCCGUUUCCGACUACCGUUGAACCCGCGAUGGCACCCUUACCCCUAGAAGAGAACGAUGUCUGGCAGUUACCAGAUCCGAGCGCGAGGCAGACCCCAGCGCUAUCAGAAGAAAGUGAAAUAAUAAGAAGUAGAAGUAGGAAAAGAAAAUUUCCGUCAGAGCCGGUAGAGCUUUCUGGCCUACCUAGGCGAUCAAAAAGAGCUAGGAAACCUAGAAUAGAAAGUGAAUUUGAAUAUUUUUAAGUUAUUGAAUUUUUGUUCUUUCGGAUAAUAGCCUUUCUUAAAGGAGGAAGAGCUGAAGUAUAUUGUAACGCGAAAUCGAUUAAUUACACUUUAGCGUGUAUGCAAGUUUGACAGGUCUGCGCUGCGCGCAACACUGUCUGAGUUUUGUUUAUAACAAUAAACGAACCAACAGCUUCUUUCCAA